This is a messenger RNA of Suillus bovinus, 438 nucleotides long. RefSeq lists its product as uncharacterized. The transcript is spliced from 2 exons. NCBI's taxonomy places the organism in Eukaryota, Fungi, Basidiomycota, Agaricomycetes, Boletales, Suillaceae. The record is from RefSeq and is a predicted model, not a curated record. The coding region runs from base 1 to 438 and encodes 145 amino acids.
AUGCCUGCCCAUCACCUCGUGCUCGCUCUGCGCGACUGCAAGCCUUACAAGUCCCUUCUCGAAGGAUGCAGGGAUCUGUCCAAGACCGCGUUGAUUCCGUCGGCACCACCUGCAUCAACGUCUAUGAUGCCUUCCUCAUCUGCAGUCAAUGAAGAAAUCGUGAACAUGCAGUCAGACAUGAUCACUCAGGAAGAACUUCGAGACGAGUGCUACCGUAUGGCUUUGAAGUACAAUCUCGCUCUUCAAGUUGAUGAACACAAAUUUCUGAAACUUGAGCGUGCGAUUAAUCACGCUGAAGCUGCUGCCGCACAUAAACGUGGCAUGGAGGCUAAGGAUAUAGAGACACGCCUUUGUGAAGCAGAGAUACGCCUUCGUGAAGCAGAGACGAAGAUGUAUCAUGCGUUGGCGCGUGCAUAUGCGGAGGAGGCAGUGACAUAA